Phytophthora infestans T30-4 is the source of this 300-nucleotide messenger RNA. RefSeq lists its product as uncharacterized. The coding region runs from base 1 to 300 and encodes 99 amino acids. NCBI's taxonomy places the organism in Eukaryota, Oomycota, Peronosporomycetes, Peronosporales, Peronosporaceae. The transcript has a single exon. The record is from RefSeq and is a predicted model, not a curated record.
AUGCUCGGCAAGCGUUGCGCAUCGGAAAUGGAGGCCUGCCUCACUGAGUACUACCGCCAGGAAUGCCUGCGUGCCUUGUACGCUAAGCAGGAGCGCCCACGUGACUGUGCUUGGGUGAGCAAGGAUAUGAUGGCCAAAGCUCCACGUCGUGCGCGCAAGGGAGUCUCGUUCGCCAUGGCUCCAGAGAUCAUCGGCAGCGCCGACCCCACCGUGGACCGAAGCCCCAUUGACGUGUCCCCGAUCUCCAAGCUCGAGCUCGUCGUGCUUCUCUCGCAGCGUACGUUCCCCGUUCAGGCAUAA